Exophiala aquamarina CBS 119918 is the source of this 13194-nucleotide messenger RNA. RefSeq lists its product as uncharacterized. The transcript has a single exon. NCBI's taxonomy places the organism in Eukaryota, Fungi, Ascomycota, Eurotiomycetes, Chaetothyriales, Herpotrichiellaceae. The record is from RefSeq and is a predicted model, not a curated record. Bases 1 to 13194 code for a protein of 4397 amino acids. Gene Ontology annotation, molecular function: catalytic activity; phosphopantetheine binding. Gene Ontology annotation, biological process: secondary metabolite biosynthetic process; amino acid activation for nonribosomal peptide biosynthetic process. Gene Ontology annotation, cellular component: cytoplasm.
AUGAGCAAUGGUACCAUUUCCCCCGUGGCCACCGGCAUCGCGGCCUCUGGAAGGGAUCAUUUGAAUGCUGCUGGUCAAACAAACGUCUUACUUCGGCAGAUAGACAGAAACAACGAUAAAAAAUUAUGCAUUCAUCAGGCUAUUGCACGUCGCUCGAAACAAAGUCCAAAGAGCGAAGCCAUCAGUGCAUGGGACGCAAAAUGGACAUAUGAGGAGCUCGAGGACCUAGCCUCCAGGCUAGCCAACAGGUUAAUCUCACUGGGCAUUGGCCCAGAAUCUCUAGUACCAUUCUGCUUCGAGAAAUCAGCUUGGGCUAUUGUUGCAAUUCUCGGCGUUCUGAAGGCAGGUGGUGCAUUUGUGCCUUUAGAUCCCACCUACCCCGUCGAUCGCUUGCGGACCAUCAUCAACGAAACCAAAGCCCGAAUUGUCCUAUCUUCUGUCCAAAAUGAGGAACUAUGCCGUGGAAUCGUCGAUCAUACCGUCGUUGUUAACGCUUCCGCUAUAUCCGAUCUGCCUGUCCAAGUCGGGAAUGAAUACAUGGCGGCACCAGAUAAUGCUGCAUAUGUCAUCUUCACAUCUGGGAGCACCGGCCGACCUAAGGGUUGUAUCGUUGAGCAUAGAGCAUUCUACUCAUGCGCUCUUGCCCAUGGCCCAGCCCACAGGGUCUGUUCGUCUUCACGAGUCUUGCAAUUCGCGUCGUACACUUUUGAUGCAUGCCUCGUCGAGAUACUCACUACUUUCAUUUUCGGGGGAGUGGUAUGCAUUCCGAGUACCGAAGCGCGAUUGAACGAUUUGGUCAGCUUUAUGAACAGUUCACGCGUUAACUUGGCGAUUCUGACACCAAGCGUUGCUUCCUUACUCAAACCAACAGACUUGCCACUCCUGGAAACGCUGGUUAUGGUCGGAGAACCCGUCAAAAAGAGUCAUGUAUCGUUGUGGUCCACAAUACCCAAUCUCCUCUGCGCGUAUGGGCCUACAGAGACAGCUGUUUCGGCAACUGUGAAUCCUCAACUCCUUGCAGACUCUCCUGCGAAUAUAGGUAGUCCUGUUGGUUGCCACAUACGAAUAGUUGAUCCUGAAGAUCACAACAAGCUCGUGGUAUCAGGUGAUGUCGGGGAGUUGCUUAUUAUAGGAAAAAACCUGGCCCGAGGAUACCUCAAUGACCCGGAAAAGACAACUGCCUCAUUUGUAAAUGUCGCCGGAGAACGAGCCUAUAAGACCGGAGAUCUGGUCCGCGAAGGCCAUGAUGGUAGCCUUCAGUUCGUUGCUCGUAAGGAUACACAAAUCAAAAUCAAUGGGCAGCGAGUUGAACCUGGCGAGAUUGAGGAAUGUAUUCAGAGCUCUGCAAAAGCAGCGGCUUCCCUUGUGUUGAUACCUCGGGAAGGUCUGUACAAAAUGCGGUUGAUAGCUGUUGUGCGGCUCAAACCAGGCUGUAUAGUAGCACCAGAGGGUAAGGCGGGAUUAAAUAUUUUGCAAGGAGCUUGUCUCUCUGGAGUCCAACCUGCACUUCUGUCAAUACGCGAGCACCUGGCACUUAGCCUGCCAUUGUUUAUGCGUCCGUCGCUUAUCAUUCCGGUCUGGCAGCUCCCGUUGCUGGCAUCUGGAAAAAUCGAUCGAAAUGGAAUUACCAGGUGGAUUGAGACUCUUGAAGAAUCAACUAUCGCUGAGAUUGAUCCUACGAUGCAUAAUAGAGACCUGCAAUUGGAGACUUUGAACAUGGUCGAGAGCCUUUUGAUCAAUAUCUGGUCAGAAGUCCUCAAUAUUCCUGUCGAACGAAUCGACCCUAACCUAAGUUUUAUCUCGCUCGGAGGCGACUCAAUCUCGGCUAUGCAGAUAAGAGCACUGUGUCGGGAGAAAAGAAUUGCAACCAAUGUCCAUGACAUCCUCAGAUUCAAAACGAUCAGGAAAAUCGCCCCUCAUGUUAAGCAGACUUCAGCAAUAAGACCCCUUCUUGAACCCGAUGAUGGUAGUUCAUUCAACUUGUCCCCGAUACAGCGAAUGUUCUUCGAAGCCGCUCCCUACGGAGAGAAUCACUUCAACCAAAGCUUUCUAUUAUUCUCGAAUAAGACUAUGAAUCAAGUUGAGCUAAGAAGGGCUCUGGACCUUAUUGUGGCACGCCAUGAUAUGUUACGUGCUCGAUUUCAUGUGGAUGAAGCUGGCCGUUGGAUGCAGAGUAUCUCACCUGAAAUUUCGACAUCACACCAAUUCGCAUACCACCAAGUAUCAAAGCGUGAAGAAAUUGAAGCUAUGGCUGAGGACGCCCAAAAAAUGCUAGAUAUCCGCCAUGGACCAGUAGUUGUCUCUCAACUUUUCCACUUCGAUCAGAAAUCAUUCCUUUCGAUAACAGUUCACCAUGCUACUUUUGACCUUGUAUCGUGGCGAGUGAUCCUAAAUGACCUUGAGAGCGUCUUGAGAACGCCUAAUUCUGGCCUUCAGAAACCUGUCAUGCCGUUCCGGCACUGGCUCAAAUUGCAAGAAAACUUUGGAGAAAGUCAUCUUGAUCCGUCCAACGUCUACCAUUCGAGGCUUCCAUCAUCAAAUCUUUCGUUCUGGGCUAUGCAUGGUCAAGCAAACAAGCACUUUGACAAGGUCGAAUCAACUUUUAUCUUGGACACACAAGCCAGCGGCUUCCUCCUUCGAGACGGGCCCAGACUUACAAAGGCAGACACCAAUGAGAUUUUGCUUGCAAGCUUGAUCUGUGCCUUUGCAAAAGUCUUCCCCGAUCGGGAGACUCCGGUACCCUACGUGGAAGGGCACGGUCGUGAGACUUGGGAUGCCAAUAUUGAUAUCACUGAAACAGUCGGCUGGUUUACUACGUUACAUCCCGUCCUGGUCAAAAUCGACACUGGACAGGAUUUCAUUGAUGUGAUCCGUUACACAAAGGAUGCUCAUCGUUCAGUCCCUUGGAAGGGCUGGGGCUACUUUACCUCGCGCUACCUCAAUUCUAAGGGCAGAAAAGUCUUUAAAAUUGAAGAGCCUAUGGAAAUCGUGUUCAACUUUUCUGGCUCGUAUCACCACAUUGAGCGUCCGACUGCAUUGUUUCAGCAGGUGCCAUGGUCAACGCGAGAAUCUGUUGCAGGCCGCAUGGAGCGUUUCAGUCUAUUUGAGAUAUCUGUGGAUGUCUCACAUGACCGCCUGGCAUGUACAUUCGUGUGGAAUUCCAAGAUGGCUCACCAAACUCGUAUCAUUGAGUGGAUAGACUCAUUUCGUCAUCUCCUGAGCAAUCUCUCAACAUCGAUUUCUCGAAUCGAGAAGCAUCCCUAUUCACCUAGUGAUUUUCCGUAUGCAAAAUUGACUUACGAGUCACUCGGGGAUUUGGUUUCAAGAGUAGCACCAGAGUUGAAUGUCAACUUCGAGGAAGAUGUUGACGAUAUCUAUGUCUGUACGCCAAUGCAACAAGGCAUACUCCUGAGCCAGGCUAAGAGUCCAUCAUUAUAUGUGACUGAGACAAUCUGGAUGGUCGAAAUGGCCCCAGGUAACCAAAACAUUGAAACUAGCCGUCUCGCAGCAGCAUGGGGAGCUGUUGUAGCUCGUCAUGCAAACCUAAGGACAGUCUUUUUCGAGCAAAAUACGUUGGAGGCGAAUUUCUUGCAAGUAGUUCUCAAAAAUCCUCGCCUUCGGAUUGCACAUAGAAAAUGGGAUGGGCCCGAGCCUCCUCAGCCGGGCGCCAGAAUCGCCGCCUAUAAGCCAGGAGAUCUGCUCCACUCUUUCACCAUAUUCCGAGGCUGUGGAGAUAAGAUAUUUUGCUCUCUGAAAAUCAGUCAUGCAAUGAUGGAUGGUCUGUCAAUUGACAACAUCGUUUAUGACAUGCUACAAGCAUAUGAUGGAAAAUUGUCGCGACAACCCCCGAUUGCGUUGGAAGAAUAUUUCAUCCACGUGCAAGAUCAGCAAAGGGCUCCAGCGCUGCAAUAUUGGAAGGCUCGACUCUACGGGGCCGAGCCAUGUUACCUCCCGAAGCUCAACGACCUUGUAAAUCCCCAUUCAACGAGUCAAGCACUUCGUUCUAUCGUCAACGAGAGCGAUGCGUCCUACUUAUGGGCUUUUUGUGAGAGACAUGGUAUUACAAUGCCCAUGCUUUUUCACUUUGGCUGGUCCUUGAUUGUUCAAGCUUUCACAGGUAGCAGUGAUAUCUUAUUUGGCUAUCUUACCUCCGGCCGUGACAUACCCAUCAAGGGUAUUGAGGGUGCGGUUGGCGCAUUUGCAAAUCUACUUGUUUGCAGAAUCAAGCUCGAUUCCGCGUCAACGGUGGUUGACAUGCUGAACUCGCUACAAUCUCAGAUGGUUGUAGACCGCGAACAUCAGUUCCUAUCUCUAGGAGAUAUUCAGCAUGCUCUGGGAAUGCAUCGGCCGCUAUUUAAUUCUAUUCUGUCGUACCAGAAGCACGAAAUGUCCAGAGUAGCAGCAAGAUCAAGUAUUGAAUUUGAAAAGAUUGGCGAGUCGGACCCCAGCGAGUAUGGCCUAGCACUUGGGGUGCAUGAAUUUGACAAACGUCUUUUCGUGAAGAUGGAAUAUCUCUCGGAUUUGUUGUCAACGGAUCAUGCAUCGCAUGUUUUGGAAAGCUUCCAAGCGGUGCUGCUUUCAAUCACGAAAUCUCCUACAGGGCCGCUAUCUUGUAUCGAGGUAUUAAGUACGAAAGGCCGAGAAAGAAUCAUCGAGAUUGCUGGCCCUAAUCAGCUUCGUGCAGAGGGCACAAUUCAAUCUGCCUUCGUGAAUCGUGCCAGAAUACAAAUAAACGACCCUGCAGUCGACUCCUGGGAUGCGCAAUGGACGUAUGGGGAGCUUCUCGAACUAUGUUGCAGUCUUAGAAGAGAUCUAAGUAAGAUUGAUAUCACCACGGGAACCGUGGUGCCUCUAUGCUUUGAGAAAUCUGCAUGGACAAUUGUCGCUAUGAUAGGAGUGUUGAUGGCUGGGGGCAGCUUCGUUCUCCUAGACACGUCUCAGCCAGCUGCUAGGCUCCAGAGAAUCAUUGACCAGGUAUCUCCAAGACUGAUCAUCUCUUCUCGAAAUCAAGAGAGCCUCGCGAGAAACCUAUCGAAAGCCGUCUACAUCCUCGAACCAGAAAUACUGACGAAAACACAGGGACGGGAUGUUGAUGAGCUAGCCUUAGCAAACAACAAUUCUAAUGACUCUGCGUUCAUCGUUUUCACUUCCGGUUCAACAGGAAAUCCCAAAGGGGUAAUAUUGUCUCAUUCCGCGUUUGUAUCAGCAGCCCAAGCUCACACUGCUCCCCUGAAGCUUCAUAGCUCUUCUAGGGUCCUUCAAUUUGCAUCAUAUAGCUUCGAUGCCUGUCUUUUAGAGAUGCUCACCACACUUACUGUUGGAGGCGUUGUUUGCAUACCGUCGGAGGGCGAUCGUUGGUCCAAUCUAGCACACGUCAUCAAAAACAUGCGGAUAACAUGGGCUAAUUUGACCCCUCUUGUUGCCGAACUACUACUUGAGGAUGACUUGCCACUACUUCAGACUAUUGUUAUCGCUGGAGAGACAAUGUCAACCGAAUCAAUUCGACGCUGGAAACGAAGCUCGAUAGAAAUCAUCAACGGAUAUGGACCAACCGAAACGUGUAUUGCUGCCACGUUGAAUCCUAGUUUUGUUGACCUUCAGGACAUAUCAAACAUCGGACGGCCUAUUGGAUGCCGAUCUUGGGUAGUGAAUGAAUAUCUGCAAGCAGUUCCCAUUGGCGCAGUGGGGGAGCUCAUUCUAGAAGGGCCAACACUUGCAACAGGCUACCUUGGAGACAUCUCAAGGACCGAAGCUGCAUUUAUCAAACCACCUGUGUGGCUUCCCACUCCGUUCGACAGAGUUUACAGAACUGGCGACCUUGUCAGGUACGAAAGUGACGGAUCCCUUAGCUUCGUGGGAAGAAAGGAUACAUCACAAAUCAAAAUUCGUGGUCAGCGAGUCGAGCUCGACGCCGUCAAACACGAAAUCAGCAAAAUGCUUGACAGCCACUUUCAACUUUUCAUUGAAUUUGCUCUCGUAGACAAACUGAGAAGACGAGUUCUGAUUGCUUUUCUCACGGAGAAUCCACCAGAUGAAACUGGCAGCUCGUGUGCUCUGAAGUAUGAUGAAAGACUCAAAAAUCAGCUUGAGCAUGCCAAAGACGCCGUUCAAACAUCAUUACCCGCAUAUAUGGUUCCGGAAUUGUACAUUCCGCUGUCGAAUGUCCCUCUCAUGCCUUCCGGAAAACUAAAUAGGAGACUCUUGCAUGAAAUGGUAAGAAGUCUCACAUCUUCGCAAAUGAGGUCUUACUCACUGGUUCGAGAAGCUGGGCCUAUCGAACCGCCUUCGUCCUCAAUGGAGAGAACUUUGGCCAAUAUGUGGGCUCAGCUUAUUAAAUGUGAGAUGGAAGAGAUAUCAAGGCAAAGCAAUUUCUUCCAUAUCGGAGCAGAUUCGGUGGCUGCUAUGAAGCUGACUAGCCUUUCUCGAAGCCAGGGCAUGCAUUUAACUGUUACGGAAGUAUUCCAAAAUCCACGUUUGUUUGAGAUGGCUAUCAUUGUUGAGGCCAAUCAUGAGAGACUAUUGGUUCCCCAGAUUAAUGAAACUCCGUUCUCACUACUCAACGGUGACGACCUUCGUGAUCCUACGGCUGCUUCUCGUUCGAUUGCCGCUGCCCAGUGUGGUGUCUCAAUCUCGCAGAUUCAAGACGCUUACCCUUGUAGCCCUCAACAAGAGAGUCUAGUUGCAGCCGCAAUCAGGUUUCCUGGUAGUUAUAUCACGAAGCACUCCAUCCUGCUACCACAAGCUAUCGAUAUGCCUCGUUUCAUGAGAGCGUGCGAACUUGCCUAUGCUGGUAUUGACAUCUUGAGGACGAGAAUCUUCUUAUUCAAGGCUCAAAUGCUACAAGCAGUUAUUGAAGAGACAUUAUCAUGGGUAACAGACGAGGAACAGAGCAGCACUCCUGCGUUGGCAGACUUUGGAGCUCGUUUAAGUGUGUUUGCUGUGGGGAGAGUUGAUGAUGAGCGUCAUGUUUUCACACUGACGAUGCACCAUGCUAUCUAUGAUGGAUGGUCUCUACAGCUUCUUUUCAAGUGUAUCGAACAAUGGUACCGGAGCAGCACACAGAUAUCUCCCGCCCAGUACAAAGACUUUAUCGCAUACAUCACAACAUCAAGAAGCAUCGAUGCAGAACGAUUUUGGUGUUCAGAGUUAGCUGACAGCUCCCCAACAAACUUCCCUACGACCAAGAUGACUGGUCCGUACCAUCUAAAGACCAAAGGCGGAGUCAGGUGUGAGCUCCCAGAUAUCCUCGAUAUCACGAAAUCGGUCAUAAUUCGAGCAGCGUGGACUCUCGCCAUUUCUCACUUGACAACUUCCAACGACAUUGUGUUUGGUGCGGUUCUAAAUGGUCGUAAUACUCCGAUUAUUUCAGCAAUGGAAAUCAUUGGCCCUAUGGUGGCGACGGUACCGGUUCGUGUGAAGUUCAAACGUGAGCAAUCUGUGAGCGACCUGCUCGACCAAAUGCAAAGACAAGCGACAGAAACAAUCUUGUAUGAGCAUACUGGGCUGCAGAAGAUAAAGCAAAUGUUAGAGAACGAAAACGCAACCAAUUUUACAAGUCUCCUGGUUGUGCAAUCGGCGGAAUCUGGAAUAGAGACGUUCACCUUCCUAGACUCAAGCAUCACGCCGGACGACAGGGGCAGCGUUGACGUCUAUCCGCUGAUUUUAGAGUUUGCCCCUUACGAUGAAUUUGGUAUGAACAUUGCCGCUCGUUAUGACCCUACCGUUGUACCGGAAACCGAGCUGGAAUCAGUUCUACAUAUACUACAAGACGUGUGCCUCCAGCUAGGUGAUCAAAAACAUACCAAGUCGGUGGGCGAUAUCAUGUCCUAUCUCCAAUUGUAUCACAAGCUUGACCACAAGGAGGAGGCAAACUGCCACGAAGAUGAGCAAGAUAUUAAAGCCAAUGGCAAUGCCCACGUCGAGCGUCAUACAUUAGAACAAUCAAUCUACGAAAACGAGCUAAGAGAUCUCUGGGCAGUGCUCCUUGAUAUCCCAGUGAAUCGUAUUGAUCGACGCAGCAACUUCUUGCACCUUGGAGGCGAUUCCAUCGUGGCAAUCAAGUUGAGUAUGGCAGCUAGGUCUAAGAACCUUGUUUUGCCCGUUGCCACUAUUUUCAGUAGUCCUGUCCUUGCUGUAAUGGCCUUGUCAAUUCAACCCUUGAGCGCCAUUCAACCGGAAAUACAACGGGAUUUGACUCCUUUCUCUCUCCUUACAAUACAACAAGAUGAUUCGCUGGAGAGAAUCGUUGACUCAUGUACAGCUCAAUGUAAUCUCAGUCCAACGGAGGUCGAAGAUAUCUACCCAUGCACACCGUUACAAGAAGGGUUCCUAGCUCUUUCUCAGAAGCAGCCAGGCACAUACAUUGCUCAGCAGAUCUGGCGGAUUCCAAGGACUAUCAAUCGUGCCGCGUUCAUAGAUGCAUGGGAGACAGUCAGCCUACAUCACGGCAUUCUGAGAUCACGGAUCAUUGUUCAUGAGUCCAAAAUGCUACAAGCAUUGGUAAAAUCGCCAAUCAGGGUCGAACACUCCACCGUCAAGGAUCCGCUGAAGGCGCUGCAGAAAGUUGUCUUUUCACCAGGCCUAGGUGAUCCUCUGGCACAAUAUCUGCUACUCGACGACGGAGAAGAAAACACCUAUUUCAUCUUCUCAGCUCAUCAUGCCAUUUUCGAUGCUUGGUCAUUGCCCCUGCUCUUUCAGGAUGUUGGAAAACUGUACAACAAUCGCGCAAUAACACUGCCAGUGGCCUUUAAUGUCUUCGUGCAUCAUGUAAUGAAAAGCGAUAUGAAAUCGAACCUAGACUUUUGGCGAAGAUACUUCAGUGACUUGGACUUGGUACACUUUCCCAAACCUUUGGCUGAAGGAUACCACUCAGAAACAAACAUCGAGAAGAUAUCGUUGCAGAUCCGGCUUCAGGGCAGUGUCCAGGCUCACGUUACCACUGCGGCCCUGUUAAGAGCAGCUUGGUCAUUGACACUGAGUCACUACACGAACACUGAUGAUGUGGUAUUCUGGUCGACGUUGCAUGGCCGAGACACAGACCUUCCUGGUAUCACAGAGGUGGAUGGGCCAACCUUGGCUACAAUACCAACACGGAUGAAAGUGAUAAGGGACGAGUCAGUGUACAAUUUUCUCACGAAUGCCCAAGACGACUUGAAUUCCAUCACUCCUUUUCAACAUUUUGGGAUCCAAAAUAUACGACAAGCUAGUGACGAUGCUCUAAAAGCUUGUGAUGCAACAACCCACCUCAUGAUACAAGCGGAAGAAGAGGCUGGCAUAACCUGGCUCGACCUUGAACAAAUUCACCCACUCCUGUCCAACUACACAUCAUAUCCUCUUGCUCUGGACUGCAGAAUCCGUGGUGACGAGAUUGAAACUAUAAUCUACGCCAAUUCUGAGGCCAUGUCGAGAAUCGACACGGAAAGAGUUAUCGAGCAUUUCACAUACACCAUUCAGCAACUCAGUGAAAGCGAACCUGAUAGGCUGCUGGGCGAAGUCGAAAAAAUAAGUUCCCAUGCAGCGAUGACGCUUAAGAUCUGGAAUAAACAUGUCCCCAAGAUGAUCCAUAAAACAAUACACGAAGUUAUUCAUGAUCGCUCCAAAUCCUUUGCUCUUCGACCAGCGGUGUGCGCUUGGGAUGCUGAAUGGACGCAUGAGCAGCUUGACAGUAUUUCUUCUCGCCUAGCCUUGCAACUCAAAGAGGUUGGUGUGACGCCAGAAAGUAUCGUUCCGGUUUGCUUCGAAAGGUCUGCCUGGAUGGUGGUCGGCAUGCUCGCAGUACUCAAGGCUGGUGGUGCCUUUCUCCCAUGGGACCCAGCUCACCCAGAGGAACGCCGCAGCGAAAUGGUCAGGCAGACUAACUGCUCCAUAAUCCUGACCACCCGCACAAAUGCCGAGCUCUGUGCUGGGCUUAGCAAGGUGCUCGUUAUCGUUGAUCCUGUCUCGCUUCAGUCCACAAGUACUCAGAGUUUAGAAGCAACUGACUUUCACCGCGACUGCACCUCCGCGGCAUAUCUUAUCUACACGAGCGGGAGUACCGGCAGACCUAAAGGAGUCGUCAUCACACAUGAAGCAUACUCAAGUUCUGGUCUGGAGCACGGUCCCGUGCAUCAAAUUGGUCCAACAUCGAGAGUUCUCCAAUUCGCCUCGUAUAGUGUGGACGCCAUUUGCCUGGAGAUCCUCACAACUCUGAUGAUGGGAGGCUGUACUUGUAUACCAAGUUCCCUUGACCGGGACAGUCGAUUGCAGCAAGCAUUGAGGAACAUGGAGGUCUCGGUACUUGCACUUACACCUUCUGUGCUAUCAGUGCUUGCCCCGGAGGAUCUCCCUAGUUUGAAGACCUGCAUAAUGGUUGGAGAGCCUGCUCCCACCGCUCUUGUGGAGCGCUGGGCCCAAUGCGCACAUCUCAUAAAUGGAUACGGUCCGACUGAGACAUCGCUUGCGGCUGUGAUGAACCAGAAGAUGACAGCGAAGACCGGGGCAAACAUUGGCCGUGCUGUUGGAUGUGCCACAUGGAUCGUCGAUCCAGAGAAUCACGACAAGCUUGUGCCGAUCGGGGCAGUUGGGGAGUUGCUUAUUGAGGGACCAACUUUAGCACGGGGCUAUUUGCAUGACCAAGCAAAGACGGAUGCUGCCUUCAUCCUCAACCCCCCCUGGCUUUCAAAGCCGGGAACUAAAUUGUACAAGACUGGUGACUUAGUCAAAUAUGCGGACGACGAAACAAUCAUCUUUGUUGGCAGGAAAGACAGUCAAGUUAAGGUCAAUGGCCAACGCGUGGAACUCCGUGAGAUUGAACAUCACAUCAAGAAGAAUAUGGUUGCACUUGACCAAGUCGUCGUUGAAGCUUCUCGGAAUGAAGAUGGACGAGCUCGAACACUCGUUGCUUUUCUAACCAUCAAGCCUGAGUUCUACGCUGAACUAGGCCUCUCUGUGGAGAGUAAAGGAGCAUUCCCUACGAGUCUGACACUAGAAACGGAAUUGAAGACACUCGUCAAAGCUUUGGUUUCCUUUCUACCCGUUUACAUGAUGCCCACGAUGUGGGUGCCAUUGUACGAGAUCCCGGUGGCAACAUCAGGCAAAGUGGAUCGAAAAAGGCUCGUCGACCAGGCAAACAUGGUGGUCAAGGAUAAACGUCGCGAGCAUUUCCUUUCAUCUUCGGCCAGUAAAUGUGCACCCGAGACUUCAAUGGCUGUCCUUCUGCAAAAGCUUUGGGCAGAGGUGUUGAGGAUCUCUGCGGACCAUAUUAGUGCUGAUGACAGCUUCUUUCGGGUUGGUGGGGACUCGAUUGCGGCGAUGAAACUUUCCGGUCUUGCGAACGCCCGCAAGUUGCGCUUGAGUGUCCAGGUAGUUUUUGAGUAUCCCGUGCUUCGAGAUAUGGCAGAUCAAAUGGAACUCAACAGCGGGCGGCCGGAGCCCGACACCUGCGUCUCCCCAGGUGGGCCAUUACCUUUCUCACUGGUAGACCGGGAUGAAGCUGUUUUGAAGCAAAUCAUUUAUAGCAGAGCUGGCCAGAACAACUUGGAGAUUGAGGAUGUGGUUCCAGCUACUGAUUUUCAGUCUUGGGCCGUGGGAUUCAGCAUUUUACAGCCAAAAGGGUUUGUCACCUACAUGAUCCUCACGCCGAGUGAGCCUUUUGACUACAGCCGCUUGUCAGAAGCAAUUCGAGCCACCGUAGCUACUAUUCCAAUCUUGCGGACGGGGUUCUUCCUCGAAGAUGGACACCUAUUACAAGUGAUCUUCCGUGAUUUUUCACCGAAGCUUGAUCACCACAAAAGUAGCAUAAGUAACUUAACAUCAGCACGAAAUGAGUGGCUGUCGAGAGACACAGAGCGGCCUACUGAAAUGUUGAACCCCGUGACACAGUUCACAUUAUUGAGCACUAGCCUUCAGAAUGAGCAGUGCCUGAUAUUGCGUUUGUCUCACGCUCAGUAUGAUGGGGUUUCUUUCCCACGAGUCUGGGAGACUCUGCACAAGGCAUUGUCGAGUACUGAGAUAUCGCCCCAGCCAUCUUUCUCUGCUCUUGUCGAGGCCGUCCAUGGCAUUACUCAUUCUCAGAAGACAUUGAACUAUUGGAGCGAACUCCUGAAGGAUUCGUCAAUGACACCGUUCAAUUCCCAAAUCAAACCAACCUACGCAUAUCCGCUCAAUAAGACCCACAAAUACACGAUUCCAUGGGUUGUUGAACCCCAACAUCAAGAUUUCACGCAAGCGACGGUUGUGAAAGCAGCAUGGACUUUAGUUCUCUCACAUCUCAACUCAACACAGCACGAACAUGGAAUGACUCCAUUACGAGAUGUUGAUAUCACCUUUGGAACUCUUGUCUCUGGGCGCGCUGCUAGCUCUAUCCCACACAAGGAUGCAAUCGGGCCAUUUCUAAACAUCGCCCCUGUUCGCGUGAAGUUCGACUUCGCCACCACGCUCAACGAACUGGUCAUGUCAAUCCAGAAGCAGCAUACAGCAUCACUUCCUUACGAGAACAUGGGAUUUCGUGACAUCAUCCGAACCUGUACAAAUUGGCCGAGUCAUACACGUUUUAGUUCAGUGGUACAACACCAAAACUUGCCUGAGAUCAUGGAUCAAGUCAACAUCGGAGAUCUUGGUUGCCACAGCGAAGCGUGGAGGAAAGACGUCGACAGCAGCGACAUUGCUGUUCUGUCGACUCCCCUUGUGGAACCCAAAGGUGGAAAAGACGAGAGAAACCUGCAGCUGGAAAUUGGUUAUUGUGACCAAAUCAUAGACGAGAAUGAGGCUAUGGCGCUGGUAGAGUGUUUGGGGAAACUCGUUCAGAUCAUCGUUUCCGACGUCUCGAACAGCAUGCGAGUCGGUGACAUCUUGAGUAAAGCACAUGUGUUCGAGGGUGUGCCAAACCACCCUUACUAUGCCCCCGAACACAAAUCCACUGGCACGUUUCCAAAUAUGAACGAGGCCAACCGAGACGAAGCAAGCACAGGGGAAGAAGACACCCGUCUCAUUGAAGCAGAUCUCCUCGCACUCUGGCGGAAAAUCCUCAAGCUCCAGAACGAACAAGUCGCGCGAGAUGUGCCGUUCUCGGAUCAUCGUGGCGGGGACUUCGUUGCGACGUGCCUCCUGACGGAGAUGUUGCGCCAACGAGGCUAUCACGGAGUCUCGGUGCAGGAGAUGCUGGUGCACGACUCGGUCGCACGGCAGGCGAGCCUGCUCUUGAGGAUGAGGAAAUGA